CGGGGGGCCGGCCGGGACUCGGCGCCGGGGGCGGCGCGCCCUGCCCGCCGCGGGCCCCGGGGCGCCGGGGCGCUGAGCAACAGUUGGCCCCGCCGCCGCCCAGCAUGAAAGUGUGCCGGCGGAAGGCGCUGGCGCUGUGCCUGGGCUACGCGCUGCUGCUGCUGCUCGCCGCCCUCAACCUGCUGGAGUACAAGUGGCGGCGGGAGCCGCGGCGCUGCGGGGACCCCCCGGGCGCCCCCCGCCACCAGCCCCCGCCGCCGCCGCCGCCACCGCCGGCCGGGAGCCGCGGCCCGGAGGGCGCCCGGCGGCAGCUGGUCUAUGUGUUCACCACCUGGCGCUCGGGCUCGUCCUUCUUCGGGGAGCUCUUCAACCAGAACCCCGAGGUCUUCUUCCUCUACGAGCCGGUGUGGCACGUCUGGCAGAAGCUGUACCCCGGGGACGCGGUGUCGCUGCAAGGGGCGGCCCGCGACAUGCUGAGCUCCCUGUACCGCUGCGACCUCUCCGUCUUCCAGCUCUACAGCACGGCGGGCGCCGGCAAGAACCUCACCACGCUCGGCAUCUUCGGGGCGGCCACCAACAAGGUCAUCUGCUCCUCGCCCCUCUGCCCGGCCUACCGCAAGGAGGUGGUGGGCAUGGUGGACGAUCGGGUGUGCAAAAAGUGCCCCCCGCAGCGCCUCAGCCGCUUCCAGGAGGAAUGCCAUAAGUACCGCACGCUGGUCAUCAAGGGCGUGCGCGUGUUCGACCUGGCCGUCCUCGCCCCGCUCAUGCGGGACCCGACCCUGGACCUCAAAGUCAUCCAUCUGGUGCGGGACCCCCGGGCCGUCGCCAGCUCCCGCAUCAAGUCCCGGCACGGCCUCAUCCGGGAGAGCCUGCAGGUGGUGAGGAGCCGGGACCCGCACAUCCACCGCAUGCCCUUCCUCGAUGCGGGCCACAAGCUGGGCGGGAAGAAGGAGGGGGGGGCCGGCUCGGACUACCAUGCCCUGGGUGCCAUGGAGGUGAUCUGCAGCAGCAUGGCCAAGACCCUGCAGACCGCCCUGCACCCCCCGGACUGGCUCCAGGGCAACUACAUGGCCGUGCGCUACGAGGACCUGGUGGUCGAGCCCAUCAAGACCCUGCGGCAGGUGUACGGCUUCGUCAACCUGGCGGUCAGCCCGGAGAUGGAGAAGUUCGCCCUGAACAUGACCAGCGGCCCCGGCUACUCCUCCAAGCCCUUCGUGGUGUCGGCCCGGAACGCGAGCCAGGCGCUGAGCGCUUGGCGGACUGCGCUCAGCUACCAGCAGAUCAAGCAGGUGGAGGAGUACUGCCACCAGCCCAUGGCCCUGCUGGGCUACGAGAGGGUGGGCAGCCCCGAGGAGGUGAAGGACCUCAGCAGAACGUUGCUCAGGAAGCCGCGGCUGUGACGGGCUGUGCCGGGAGCCCCGGGCAUGGCUGAGCCCCGCGGGCAGAGGAGCCGCUCCGGCUGCUUUCGGUGAGGGAAGGGAGCCGGCAAAGGCAGCCUGGUUUCCGAUUUCCCCCAAAGACUGCUGAAGGGUAACAUACAGUAAUGUGAUGAUUUCCUUUUUUUUAAUUAUUAUUAUUUUUUUUUUAAUUAUCCUCCCCUUUCAUUGGGUUAGAUGCGAUUUGGGAAAAAAAAAACAAAACAAACAAAUAAGAGGAGAGGAAAAUAUCUGUAAAGCCCCUUUCUCCUUCUCUAAAGCACCAGGCAGUUAUUCUAUACCAAAAUCUUGUUUAUGAAGUUCUUGUGGGUUUGAAGAUGGUAACAAAAACUCUUGCACAAUUCCUAACAUAUCUUUUAUCUCCCUUGGUGCGGAGGGGAUGCCCUUGGAAAAAAUAAUGCUGAAAAUCAGACUUUUGUAUGAAAGCAAAUGUUCGGACGUGAUAGUAAUAAAAGGAAAUAAUAAAUGAUAUUCAUUUUUAUAAUUACCUCAAUUGUUUGGGAAUUACAGUGUUGCUUAUGUACAGCUGGAGGGGAUGCUUGCUUAAAAUAGCAAGGUGGACUUUCUAAAGGGUAUGGGUGGAGGGCUGGAGUGCAACAUUCGAUGUGUUCAGAGAUUAGGGGCUGCUCUCACAAAAUCAAGUAGAGAUCUCACAAGUGUAGUGCGGGUUUUAUGGCUGUGUCGGAGCAGGUGUCUAUUUAACUAUUGUCUUUUUUUUUGUUGUAUUUAAAAAGUCUUUUAAGUGCCACUGUGUUAGUGUCCUAAGAGUUUUAAAAGGUUUGCCAUCACAGCAGUAUUUAUUUUUGUCUUGACAUGUAUGUCCAGGAGUCACUGUCAAACAGAAGUGGAUCUACAGUGUGACAAGAGGUGCAGGAUUCAAAAAAGACACUUACCAUAUUGGAAACAUUAGCAUGUGUAAAAACCAAAAUAAAAUUAUAUAUGUGAUAUAUAUUCUAUAGUGCUAACGAUACAUAAGAUAUGUAAGAUAUUUCUUGACACUGAUUGGUAACAGGCAUAGCAGGGAAGCACAGGAAAAUGCAUAAGAUGAUUUAUUUUUUCCCUUUGUCUGUGUCCAGGGGUAUAUUUAUGUAUGAAGAGGGAGGAAAUGUGCAGCUGUGUGUUCAGAGCUGUAACAAAGCUUUUCUGGAGCCAGCCUAGCAUGGGAUUUCAGAGCGCUGGUUGGACACUCGGUGCUUGUGAAUUGUCAUUGCUCUGUGACGGAGCCAGAUGGUGGUCUGGCUCUUUCUGGGAGCUUUGCCUACAGACUGUCCCAUUGUUAAAACUUGAUGAUU
Messenger RNA from Empidonax traillii (willow flycatcher), 2728 nucleotides. It is a transcript of the gene CHST2, whose product is annotated as carbohydrate sulfotransferase 2. The transcript has a single exon. The coding region runs from base 105 to 1400 and encodes 431 amino acids. Gene Ontology annotation, molecular function: N-acetylglucosamine 6-O-sulfotransferase activity. Gene Ontology annotation, cellular component: Golgi membrane. The record is from RefSeq and is a predicted model, not a curated record. Lineage: Eukaryota; Metazoa; Chordata; Aves; Passeriformes; Tyrannidae. Gene Ontology annotation, biological process: sulfur compound metabolic process; N-acetylglucosamine metabolic process; carbohydrate metabolic process.